Molecule: messenger RNA, 628 nt
Organism: Nerophis lumbriciformis (worm pipefish)
Lineage: Eukaryota; Metazoa; Chordata; Actinopteri; Syngnathiformes; Syngnathidae
Product: histone H3-like
Cellular component (GO): nucleosome
Molecular function (GO): DNA binding; structural constituent of chromatin; protein heterodimerization activity
Source: RefSeq, a predicted model, not a curated record
CGAUAAAAUCAGCAUGGCGCGGUUAUAGCGUUACAUUCAGUCUUUGUCGGUGACUAAACAUGGCAAGAACCAAGCAGACAGCGCGUAAGUCCACCGGCGGCAAAGCCCCCAGGAAGCAGUUGGCCACCAAGGCUGCACGUAAGAGUGCCCCGGCCACCGGCGGCGUCAAGAAGCCUCACCGUUACAGGCCCGGAACGGUGGCUCUCCGCGAGAUCCGCCGCUACCAGAAGUCCACGGAGCUUCUCAUCCGCAAGUUGCCCUUCCAGCGUCUGGUCAGGGAGAUCGCACAGGACUUCAAGACCGACCUACGCUUCCAGAGUUCGGCCAUCAUGGCUCUCCAGGAGUCCAGCGAGGCGUAUUUGGUCGGCCUGUUCGAGGACACCAACCUCUGCGCCAUCCACGCCAAGAGGGUCACCAUCAUGCCUAAGGACAUCCAGUUGGCCCGGCGCAUUCGCGGCGAGAGAGCUUAGACACAGGAAAGUUAACUCCGCUCCAAACGGCUCUUUUUAGAGCCACCACUCCUUCUAAGUAGUCGCUUCUUAUUUUGUCUUUUAGCCAUUAUGUGGCACUAUUAUAAACACCAACGAUGUCGUUUUGUAUCAACCUAAAGCAGAAUAAAAUGUAUUAA